AUGGAGCACAGUGAAGAGUGGGAGGGCCGUCUAGUCACCCUCAAAGGCACUAUUGGUGGCUCCCUGGCACUGGCUCUUCCUGCGGCACUUGGACAGGAUCCUGUGGAGGAGACUGGGCGACCGCUGUGUGUGUGGAGCUGCGACGGGGCCCUCGCUGUCAGACUGGCUCCAGUCCAGGGCCCCUCCUCCUGCUCUGCUGCCCCUCCUGAGGGCCUGCUGAACGUGUCCACUGGGGACAAAGAGGAAAUAACAAACACAAAGCCUGUUUAUUCCUCAUGA
Molecule: messenger RNA, 279 nt
Organism: Knipowitschia caucasica
Lineage: Eukaryota; Metazoa; Chordata; Actinopteri; Gobiiformes; Gobiidae
Source: the annotation of a GenBank genome assembly